CUACUUCCUGCUUUGACAAGGAAGACCAAGAAACUUCGGCUGUUGACUGGAAAGUUGUUCGCCUGCCAAACUCUUUCUCCUCGAAGAAGUGAGCCCAGAGGCAGAGUAAGUGUGUAUUUUCAUGGUUUUAUUAGUCGACUUGUGAAAUGAAAGGAUUUAAACACAUUCUGAACAAGAAGCAGCGAACUUUAGUCAAUGAGCAGUCGCCACUAUUGUAAGAUGUCUUUGAUGGAGCGUGGGGUGGUUCGCCCAAUUACGGCAGUGGCGUGGACCUCCAACUCCAGUACCUGCCCCAAAGAUUACAGCCUGAUCAGCAUCACAGAAGACGGAGCAGCUGCGAACUUUACACGCAGCUUUGGGAUGAAGUCUGGAUAUUACCUCUGUUACAGCAAGGACUUGGCAGGUGGGAUGGUGGUGUCAGAUAUUCAACUUAUUUCAGACAAGGACUCUAUUCCUCAUGGUUUUAGCUAUAUAGCAGAGCACCUUGAACCAAAGACCUCUGUUUCGAAGAAGAAACGUGUGUGUGUGAGCAUCGUCCCAGUGGGCAGUGUGGACACAGCUGUGUUGGAUAUUAAACUGACAGCCAAAAGCAAAAUGAUGCUGCAGCAUCACACAUAUGUUGGAGACAUCCAUGGCUAUGUGUUAUGGUGCAGAAAGGGCUAUUUUUCUAGCCCCAUGCCCCAAGCCAAGCCCCGCAGUGUCAGCCUGGACCUCCGCAGACUCUCAUUGGAGCAACCGUCUGCUCCUCUGCCGCUCAGACCCAGCAACCCUCCUCCUGCACUGCCCCAUAAUAAACUGAGUCAGAGACGCUGCAACCUCCACACCAAGGACAACUUGGACAAACCUGCUGACGGCAGUAUCCAGGGAAUCACAGCUCUAGAUGGAGUUCCCUUCAGCCUUCACCCAAAGUUUGAUAUCCAGGCAAAUGGCACGACUCUUCAGCUGAACUCUCAGUUAAACAACAUUCGCAUAAAGUCUCUCCAAGACAUUGAAAAUGAGUAUAACUACACUUUUGUUGUGGAGGAAUCUGCUGCCAAGAGGACCAGACCAUCAGUGUCGGCAGGAAGCACUCCAUCAGCUCAGUGAUCUUUGAACUUUGACAACAAUAUCGCAUCAUGGUACAGAUGAAGGUGUACAACAUUAGGCUUCAAGUGGAAUUAUAUGGAUUUAUCUUACCGGCGUCAAUUAAAAGGUCAUCUAUGAGCGACUGCCCUCCUACAAGAGACGGGUCAUACUUCUAAGCUUCCCUUCUAUUUCUUUUUAUUUGUCUGUACUCCACUACCAAGUUUUUAUUUGCCAAAGGAAAAGCCUGUUUGAAUGAUACUUGUAAUUAUAUUGUCUUAACAUGUCUUUAGACUGUUCACCUUUUGUAAGACGACAGUCUUAGUCAGGUGUUAAAGGGUUAAAGGCAUAAUGACACUACCAAUCUGUAGGGCAUCUACUACUCAUCUCUAGCAUUAAGUCUACUGCCAGAAAAAUGCUUUAUUAUAUCAUGAAAAUGCACCUGACAUUGAAGACCUGUGCUGCUUGCUUUGUUGUGUAUUACCUGAUAUCCUCGAGUGUUACAUGUCUUUAAUUGUUUAAAUCAUUAAGAUUUUCCUAAGCAGAGCUGUAAUAUUGAUGGAUGAACUUUGUCGCAGAUGUUGAACUGAAGUCCCUUGAUAGACUCAACAGAUCUAAAUGUGGGAUAUGGAGUAUUUCUUGUAUGAAGAGUUGCCUACUAUCAGUUUUGUAAUAUUCCAAAAAGUAAUAUUAUAUCCUAUUUUAAGGUGAAUGGAGAAAGGUUGUAUAUUUUGCUCUGUGUGUUACUUAAAUAAGAUAAUAUGGUAAAAAAAAAAAAAAAAAAAAAAAAAGGGGGAGAGAAUCUGUUUGUUUUUUUAAAGGACCAAGCAUAUUUAUCUUUGUUGUUGUAAAAUAUAUAAAGUUAUGUUGUUUUUAUGGUCUGUAUAUCAAACUGUAAUUGCAUGGAAAAAAUAAAAAAAUAAGAAGCACUA
Messenger RNA from Dicentrarchus labrax (European seabass), 1994 nucleotides. RefSeq names its product multivesicular body subunit 12A (gene mvb12a). Gene Ontology annotation, cellular component: ESCRT I complex; cytosol. Gene Ontology annotation, biological process: receptor catabolic process; viral budding; endosome to lysosome transport via multivesicular body sorting pathway. The coding region runs from base 196 to 1086 and encodes 296 amino acids. Lineage: Eukaryota; Metazoa; Chordata; Actinopteri; Moronidae. The record is from RefSeq and is a predicted model, not a curated record. The transcript is spliced from 10 exons.